AAGCUCGUGGAGGGCGGGUUUCACACGGUAGAGGCCGUGGCGUUCACGCCCAAGAAGACGCUCCUCAACGUCAAGGGCAUUUCCGAGGCCAAGGCCGACAAGAUCAUUGCAGCGGCGGCGAGCCUUGUCCCGAUGGGGUUCUGCACGGCGACCGAGGUGUCGAAGCAGCGCGAGGAUCUGAUUAAGAUCACAACGGGUUCGACCGAGGUGGACAACAUUCUCGGCGGCGGAAUUGAGACCGGCUCGCUGGUGGAGAUCUUCGGCGAGUUCCGGACGGGUAAGACGCAGCUGUGCCACACGCUGGCCGUGACGUGCCAGCUGCCGCUGGCGUCGGGCGGCGGCGAGGGCAAGUGCCUGUACAUCGACACCGAGGGCACAUUUCGUCCGGAGCGCCUGGUGGCGAUUGCUGAGCGGUUUGGCCUGCCCGGUGAGGACGUGCUCGACAACGUGGCCUACGCCCGCGCGUACAACGUCGACCAUCAGACACAGCUGCUGGUCCAGGCGACAGCGCUGAUGGCCGACUCGCGCUUUGCGCUCCUCAUUGUCGAUUCGGCGACGGCGCUGUACCGAACCGACUAUUCGGGCCGUGGCGAGCUCUCGGCGCGGCAGAUGCACCUUGCCCGCUUCCUCCGCACCCUUCUUCGGGUUGCCGAUGAGUUUGGCUGCGCCGUCGUUAUCUGCAACCAGGUUGUUGCCCAGGUCGAUGGUGCCGCCAUGUUCACGUCGGACCCCAAGAAGCCGAUCGGCGGCCACAUCAUCGCCCACGCCUCUACUACCAGGUUGUACCUUCGCAAGGGCCGUGGCGACCAGCGCGUGCUCAAGAUCUACGACUCGCCCUCGCUGCCCGAGGCCGAGGCCGUCUUCCAGAUCGCCACUGGCGGCAUUCAGGAUCCCGACGACUAG
This is a messenger RNA of Thecamonas trahens ATCC 50062, 903 nucleotides long. RefSeq names its product DNA repair protein RAD51 like A. Gene Ontology annotation, biological process: DNA recombinase assembly; chromosome organization involved in meiotic cell cycle; mitotic recombination-dependent replication fork processing. The annotation marks the transcript as partial. Gene Ontology annotation, cellular component: condensed nuclear chromosome. The record is from RefSeq and is a predicted model, not a curated record. NCBI's taxonomy places the organism in Eukaryota, Apusomonadida, Apusomonadidae. The transcript has a single exon. Gene Ontology annotation, molecular function: single-stranded DNA binding; ATP binding; ATP-dependent DNA damage sensor activity.